AUGGUCACCAAGAGCAUGGUCAUGAUAGUCAUGAUGGUCACCAUGAUCCUGGUCACCACAAUCAUGGAUCAUGGUUAUGAUGGACACAAUGAUCAUGGUCAUGGUAGCCACCUUGAUCUAAGUAACGAUGGUCACCAUGAUCAUGGUUAUGAUGGUCACCAUGAUCAAGGUCAUGAUGAUCAACACGAUCAUGAUUAUGAUGGUCAGCAUGAUCAUUAUCACCAAGACCAUGUUCAUGAUAGUCGUCAUGGUCACCAUAAUCAUGGUUAUGAUAGUCAUGAUGGUGACUAUGACCAUUGUCAUGACGGUCACCAUGAUCUUAGUCAUGAUAGUCACCAUGAUCGAGUCACGAUGGUCACGACGAUCAUAGAUCAUGCUCAUAACGGUCAUUAUUAUCAUGGUCAUGAUGGUCAUGCUGGUCACUAUGAUCUUGGUAUUGAUGAUCAGCAUGAUCAUGGUCAUGAUGGUCAGCAUGACCAUGGACAUGAUUGUCAGCAUUUCAUGGAUUUGAUAGUCACCAUAAUCAUGGUCAUAAAUCAUGAUAGUCACAAUGAUCAGAGUCAUGAUUGUCGCCAUGAUCAUGGUCAUGAUGAUCACCACAAUCAUGAUUAUAAUGGUCAGCAUGAUCAUGGUCACCAUAAUUAUGAUCCUGUUGGUCACCGUGACCAUGGUCAUGAUGGUCGUGGUAGUCACUAUGAUCAUGGUGAUGAUGGUCACUAA
Messenger RNA from Microplitis mediator, 720 nucleotides. Its product is annotated as histidine-rich glycoprotein-like. NCBI's taxonomy places the organism in Eukaryota, Metazoa, Arthropoda, Insecta, Hymenoptera, Braconidae. The record is from RefSeq and is a predicted model, not a curated record. The transcript has 4 exons. The coding region runs from base 1 to 720 and encodes 239 amino acids.